Messenger RNA from Magallana angulata, 1597 nucleotides. RefSeq lists its product as uncharacterized. NCBI's taxonomy places the organism in Eukaryota, Metazoa, Mollusca, Bivalvia, Ostreida, Ostreidae. Bases 367 to 1455 code for a protein of 362 amino acids. The record is from RefSeq and is a predicted model, not a curated record. The transcript is spliced from 2 exons.
GGGCUUAGUUAUUUUAACUCUUGUCGAACACGACACCCCUUGUUCGGCUUGUUGUGAUAAGGCCUUUUAACAUAAGGACGAUUCGCUGAUGGCAGUACUUCGAUUUCUUUCUGAGAUGGGAUAAAGUAAUUGUUUAAAAAAUUAGUAUUGGAAAUCGGAUUAAGCAGCUAAACAGUCAUUGAAAUCUACACGGUUACCUGGGACAUUUAUCUCAUGAUUUUUACCUGGAUAUUCGUGAUUUAAAAAGAGAUUGGGAUUUCUUUUUUUUAAUAAAGUCAACAUGGACAAAUCAAUGACAACCUGUGAGGAUGUUUGAAUGAAACCUGGAUCUUUGAAUUGACAUAGCAACAGUAAAAAAUAUUCAAGAUGGCGCUGAUGAUGUUGAAAACCCACGACUUGACGUGGCAAGAUCACACGAUUAACGUCGAAAUGAUGCUUGCGCCGCUUCAUGCGCAGUUAUUGGCCAGUAAACACAAAGCCCUGUCGACACGGUGCAACACUAUCAAACUAAUCUACGACAAAGAACGGGACACCAUGGUGAAAAACAUUAAUAUUGAAAAGAGACUGAUGGAAAGAAAGAGAAGUGUAUUCCUGAAGAGAAAGUCAGAAAUUGCUUUCAAACGUCUGUCGUCUGCAAAGAGUGAUCCUACCAAUCAGCGAUGUCUCUCUAUCCCUAGCGUUAAUCCAAAACGCGGGAAUUCGGCGCCACCUGUUCUAAGUGACGCAAAACAAAACGACAAAGUUUUUCUAACGGAAGUUCGAGAUGUUGAUAAAGCUAACACCAGUGAGCCUGAUAGUAGAAGGAAUGGAUCCGUAACUGAAAUUUCUCAUCCACUUUCCUUUUCGCGCAACAGUUUCAAAUCUUCCAUCACGCUGCCCUACUUCACGGGAAGCCAAUCAUCCAGUCGAAACGAGUCUCCGCAACACACGACUACAUUUACGUCACAAAUGCGCGGGAAAUCUGUCAGGUUCGAGGAAAAUGAGGAUGAAGAACGAAGUGGCGAAAUUUUGUUCGAGAAAAUCAAUUACGCUAGACUUCAACAGAAAGUGAGAAACUUUGUUCACGAUCAAGAUGACUUUAACAAUCGUCCUGCUGGUUACAAGUUGAAUUUUAGAACCCGGCAGAGAUUUAAUUUUAACUCAUUUGGGUCUAACUUUAAAACGCAACAGCAACAACCACUGGUCGCAAAGAAAAGUUCCAAACUGUCGCUGAACAAAGAUGAACUGGAGAGAGCUUUCGACAAGUUUUGUGAAAAUAAAACCAAAGAUAACUUACACGCAAUGAUGAAGAUGGCUACUAAACAGAAAGCGAGUAUACGUAUUGCGAGGGACCAAUCUAUAGUUCCAGCUAUAGCUGUUAUGAAGAGUGCACACAAGUUUCGCGCGGUACUUGGUAAAAACAGGGCCACCGAGGAUAAGCCGCCAGCACAAAGCGACGGCCCUGGAAAUGGAUGAACGAGAAAAAAUUUCGUUUACACAAUUUUGAGCCAUAUUGGCUUUUAAACUGAUUUGAUUGGUUGUUAUUGAUAAAUGGAUAUGAUGUUCCGCAUAAAUUGAACUACUGAAUUCAAUAAAGAAAAUUCAUAAAAUACCAUGA